Molecule: messenger RNA, 3733 nt
Organism: Perca flavescens (yellow perch)
Lineage: Eukaryota; Metazoa; Chordata; Actinopteri; Perciformes; Percidae
Gene: camk1a
Product: calcium/calmodulin-dependent protein kinase Ia
Exons: 12
Coding region: 261-1445 (394 amino acids)
Biological process (GO): protein phosphorylation
Molecular function (GO): protein kinase activity; ATP binding
Source: RefSeq, a predicted model, not a curated record
ACACCUAUAUAACAGACGGUGGCUCGACUGUCAUGAAGUGAAUCCCAGAUCACGUUUUUCGUUUUCAAGAGAACAGUGAGUGAAUUUGUGCUGCACUAUGUCCACAGACGUCUGGUUCUCUUGACGUCAGGAGAAGUCUGAGCGCACCCAGCGCUGCGCACAAGCACAGCAACCACAUCGCUCCCAGAGGCAAGGAGAACACAUCACAGCCACAGAUCGCCGUUUAGCUGUAGUGUGGCGAACCUGAUCAGCAUUGUAGGAUGCCUCUUGGAGAGGAUGGAAAUGGGUGGAAAAAGAAGACAUCAGACAUCAAAGAACACUAUGACUUCAAAGAAGUGCUGGGAACGGGAGCUUUCUCAGAGGUGGUUUUAGCAGAGGAAAAGAGGACCCAGAGGCUGGUGGCCAUCAAGUGCAUCCCUAAGAAAGCAUUGGAAGGCAAAGAGAACAACAUUGAAAAUGAGAUUGCAGUACUACACAGAAUCAAGCACCCCAACAUUGUUACGCUGGAAGACAUUUUUGAAAGUACAUCCCAUCUAUACCUUGUCAUGCAGCUGGUAUCUGGAGGUGAGUUGUUUGACAGGAUUGUGGAGAAAGGUUUCUACACAGAGAGAGAUGCCAGCCAACUCAUCCACCAGAUCUUGGAUGCAGUCAAAUAUCUCCACGAUAUGGGGAUCGUCCACAGAGACUUGAAGCCAGAGAAUCUGCUGUAUUACAGUUUAGAUGAAGACUCCAAAAUUAUGAUCAGUGACUUUGGACUGUCAAAGAUUGAGGGAGCAGGCAGUGUCAUGUCCACAGCAUGCGGUACUCCUGGAUACGUGGCUCCCGAGGUACUCGCUCAGAAGCCAUACAGCAAAGCAGUGGACUGCUGGUCCAUAGGAGUUAUUUCUUAUAUUCUGUUAUGUGGCUAUCCUCCGUUUUACGAUGAAAAUGAUGCCAAGUUAUUUGAGCAGAUUCUGAAAGCAGAGUAUGAAUUUGAUUCUCCGUACUGGGAUGACAUCUCAGAUUCAGCCAAAGACUUCAUCUGUCACCUGAUGGAGAAAGACCCUUUGAAGAGAUAUACAUGUGAGCAGGCCCUCCAGCACCCAUGGAUCUGCGGAGACACAGCUCUGGACAAAAAUAUCCAUGAAUCUGUCAGUGCUCAGAUCAAGAAGAACUUUGCCAAAAGUAAAUGGAAGCAAGCAUUUAAUGCCACAGCGGUGGUGCGCCACAUGCGAAAGUUGCAACUGGGCACUAGUCUCGAGGGACCCAGUCAGAUUACUCCCACCAGUCCCUGCCAUGGACAUCUGCUCCCAGAGGAAGAGGAGGAGGAAGAUGAUUUGGGGAAUGGGGAGGAGGAGAGCUUGUCCCACUACGAGGAUGGCCGUCGUGGAAGCACCGAGGGCAGCGCAGAUCGGGACAGCCUGAGAAGCUGCACCUACUGCUGCAGGCCAGCCAGCCGCGUUUGAGCACAACCUCCUGUUGUCAUGGUGACAUUGUAUCCCUGGAGCGCCCAGAGCCCGUCCGCCCGCCCAGUCUGGCCAGGAAUGCAGAAUAGUUAUCAGGCAAUGUCCACCAGAGUACAUCCACAGUGAGCAGGUCACUGUCCCAGUGUGGAGAACCAUUCUGUAAGUCUUUUAGUCCCAAACAAAAAAAAUACACAUCCCUACUCAAGACACAGAAGUUUUAAAUUUUUUUUUUGCAGAACAGAAGGAAAGGCUGCUCCGAGUGGACAGUGAUUUAAAGAAAGGGCCAGUCUGCAUGAUUAGCAACCUGACAUGUAGUUGUCCUUUGUGCAGCUAUAGCAGACUAGGGAUCAUGUGUGUUCAUUACAAGAACUGGUUUUGGAUGUUAGUUUCAGGAUGGAUCCACGCGUCUGGAGUCUUCUCCAUUAUUUUUGUUCUCACAUUAUCUGUCACAUCUACCUCUAAUCAUAAUUACCGUCUGUCUACAUCCAUAUGGCUCACACAGUCUACAUUACUGGCAGCUUUCUCCAAAAAUCUGGCCGGACAGGGCACAAAGAAAAGGGGAACGCUUUCUAGAAAGAAAUACUGAAAGCUACUCCUGCAUGUCUUUUAACUCCUUACCCAUCAAUGUGACUCGGUCUAGUCACUGAUCAAGUAGCUGUUUAGUUGAAUAGAGUUAAUCUCAAGGCAUGACUUCACUGCCGAUGCCACCUUGCCCAUUUGUUCUGUUUGAACAUUGUCUUUUUUUGCUCAUAUUAACUGUUUCUGUCCUUUUAUAAGUAGUUAUUACUUUUGUUUAAAGCCUUUUUACAGAAAGUGGAGGGUGAUUCUGAGGGUUAUGGACUCUAUAUUCUGGCUCAGACUGGGUUUGUGAAGAUCGGUUCUGAACUGGAGUGACUGCAUGUAUCUGUUUGGGAAAACAUUGAAAUAUGAAUAUUAAAAGAAUACUUAUUUUUUGUUUAGUUUUAUGGCUUUUAGAGGCUCAAACUGAGAUCCCCGUCUAGACUAAAAGCCUGGACUCAAAGUCUAAGUCUGUAAAUCACAGGAAUCGGAACUUCCUCUGUGGGCUCACAUCAUGUUAGGAGGAGUCAUUUUGAAUGUGCGAUUAUUUUGAGAAUCUACUGUGAGUGGGAAGAAAACCAUCAUAUUCAUAUCACACUCAUCCUACCUGUUCUGUUUCUGAUAAGCGUCUAAAUAUCAGCCUGCUGUCAGUCUCUGGAUCUUAUGCCGAGUCGCAGGGAUCUCAGUCUGGGCGCUCUGCCUGCUCUGUGCUGUGCACCUCUAGUGGAAGAAGUUUUGGUCUAUUGUUUGCAUGACCUGGUUAAAUAUGUUUACAUGAAUGAUGAUCAAUUAAUAUAAACACACAUGAUUAUUAUUACUCUGUUGUAUUGAAAAAUGAUGUAAUACUGUAAUUUUGAGGUAUAUAAUGUGAAGUGAGUAACACCAGAAGUAAUGUUGUCGACAAAGUACAACACAGCACAGUGGACUUAUCAUUUGCAUUGACUAUGAUGGUCAAGUGACAUUUCUCUUGUACUGUUUAUUUACAACUCAAUUAUUGUUUUUUUUUUAGUCUGUUUUCUUGCCGUUGCUUAUGUAGAAUCUAUUUAUUAUUCACUGAUACCCAGGCACAAGCAGAAAAAAAUACACAUCUCCUAAUUUUACACAGGUGCCAGCCACAGUACAAAACAUGAAAGAAAAACAUCACGGUGCUGGAAGCAUUACCUGUCUGCCAUGGGAGCAGCUUUCAGUGUGCUCGCUCUACAUUUGUCCUCCUGGGUAGAUGAACUACAGCACUAAAGCCAUACAAUGAAGUGGGGAUGUUUUACUGUAGAUUCACAUAUGUCGUCAUCUUAUAAAUAUACGGCUCAGAUGAAGGAUGACGAUGUUUCGGCACAAUAUGUAAUGUAAAGAAAAUCUCCCUGAAACUACUUUAAUCCUGAUAUUAAUCAUACCAUACCAUUGCUAAUUUAAAGUAUGUCAUGACACAAUGCUGUGUUAUUAGUUAACUGUAGAGAUAGCCAACCAAUCCCGCAUAAAACCAGUUUCCUCGAUAUGUCAUUGAUACUUACAGGUCCAUAGUACAAUAAAAGAAGGCAAUCACUCUAGAUUUACAUGACUGUAAGUGUGGAAAAUAUGCAAACUGUGUGAAGGGCUUCAUGUUAACUGUAAGAUAGCCAAUGUUAAUGACUUUAAUAACCUGGCUAUUUUUUGUUUGGUAAUGACCUUAUAUUGAAUCUUACCUGGGAUUUGUUUCAACUUGGCUGUGUUUUAAAAAAAAGAAGAAGCUUAUU